Molecule: messenger RNA, 1392 nt
Organism: Ostreobium quekettii
Lineage: Eukaryota; Viridiplantae; Chlorophyta; Ulvophyceae; Bryopsidales; Ostreobiaceae
Source: the annotation of a GenBank genome assembly
AUGAUCGUCGCGGCGGCGGCGGCGGAAGGUGGAUGGGCGCCGGAGUCGUUCCCGGACCCUCAGAAGGAUUUUCGAGCGUGCGGGAGGGAUGUGGGAAGCUGGGUGUGCGACCCGGACGGCGUGCUGGGGAGGAAGGGCGGGAACUUGCUCGAAGGGAGGAUUCGGGCGAUCGCGGCGGGCGAGGGGGCGGCCGGGGAGUCUCCAUGUGGAGCGGGGGAGUACCCCGGAUUCCAGUUUGCCAUCGCCGUUGCCAACAAGCUGGCCAUGGCCCCUGGUGACACACCUGCCCAGGCCGCCCGCAAGCUAGCAGAGCACCUCCAUGGUGGUUGGGGCGUCGGCCAUGCCGCCUGCGACGACGGGGUGCUGGUGCUGCUUGCGAUCUCCGAUCGCCAGAUAUAUGUCUCUACAGGCAAGGGUGCAAGAGCCAGGCUGUCUGAUUACAAGGUGGCAGGAAUCAUCGAUGGCAUGAGGCCCCACUUGGUGCAGGGCAAGUAUGUGGCAGCCCUGUCGCAUGCCCUGCACUCCAUUGACGAGGGGCUGAAGCCCACGCCGUGGUAUUUGCCAGACGGCGCUGGAGGGAUCAUCGCUGCUUUCGUUGUCAUCUGUGUGGUCUUUUACCUUAAAAUGUUCAGUGGCUCCGGGCAGGCCAACAAGUUUGGCGACUUCAAGGCCAAGCUUGAGCAGUUGAAGCAAGACCAGAAGGCGGUGAAAGAGAACCGCUACAACUGCAAGACCUGUCCCAUUUGUCUUGAAGAAUUUGAACAGGAGGUGCGGAGCGGUGCAGGGGUGACGGCCUCCCAGGAUGUGGAUCAGGCUGGGGAACUGGGCGCGGAAGGCACCUUCACCACCCCCACUGCCCCCAAAGGUACAGAACCCACUGUCUCUGCAUCUUCCGGCCCAACUGCCAUGGCCUCCAACCCCGUUGCCGCACCUUCAGAAACGGCAUCGAGCAGGGGUGGGGGUGAGGAGCCCAGAAAGCGCACUCCGCUGUCGCUGCCCUGUGGCCAUGCCUUUUGCGAGGAGUGCAUUGGCGGGUGGCUCGAGAAGGAGAAAAACAGCUGCCCGAUCUGCCGGAAGCCCAUCGAUGGCACGGACGCAAGGCCGGCUACCAGCCCUGGCGUGUCCACCCGGACCUGGGACGAGCAGGCCUAUGCCGACGAGUUUGUGUUCCGGCUGGGGAGCAUCGGGAGGCUGUACCCAGGCUAUGCCACGCCCACCAACCUACGCAGGUGGGAGGAUGACUUCCGCCUUGGCCGUAUGCUGGACACCAGCCCCGCAGAGUGGUUGUCUGCAGGCUCAACGUGGCACAGCGAGGGCUGGAGCGGCGGCAUGGGGGCAUUCGGGGGAGGCGGGUGCUCCAGGGGGAACGGGGGCGCAGGGGGCAGCUGGUGA